GCGCGCCUCCCCGGCCCAGCCCUCCCCCUGCCCCGCCGGUCCUGCGGUCCCACAGAGCCAGGUCGACCCCAGCCCCGCCUCUCCUGCCACCCUCUCCGUGUCCCAUCCUCUCCAGCUUUGUGGCCGAGUGCCGAGUCGUUUCCCCAUCACCUGCGCGGCGGGAGCGCGGACCCGCUACCGAGGUGCCGCCUGCCGCUCGCUGCCUAGGGCAAGAGCACAGUCACAACCCAGGCAAUGUCUUACUACCUCAACUCAGAACAGCACCUGGACCCAGGCCCCAUCUAUGUGCGAGAGAAUGGGCAGCUGCACAUGGUCAGCCUGGCCGGAGGUGGCGUCAGGAGCAGCCUGAAGAGGCCGAGUCCUUUCCGACUGUUUCCCAAAGGCUUUUCCGUGGAGCUUUGCAUGAACAGGGAAGAUGACACCGCACAGAAAGAAAAGACCGAUCACUUCAUCUUCACGUACACCCGGGAGGGGAAUCUUCGCUAUUCUGCUAAAUCCCUCUUCAGCCUUGUUCUGGGCUUCAUUUCUGACAAUGUGGAUCACAUUGAUUCUCUCAUCGGCUUUCCUGAGCAGAUUGCUGAAAAGUUGUUUUCUGCUGCUGAGGCCAGGCAGAAAUUCACGCAGCCAGGUGCAGGGCUGCGGGCUUUGCAGAAGUUCACAGAGGCCUACGGAAACCUGGUGCUCUGCUCCCUGUGCUUGCGGAACAGAUACCUGGUGAUUUCAGAAAAGCUCGAGGAGAUUAAGUCUUUCCGGGAGCUGACCCGCCUGGACCUUUCCUGUUGCAAACUUGGAGAUGAGCAUGAACUCCUAGAACAUCUCACCAGUGAGGCCCUGUCCAGUGUAACUCAGCUCCACCUGAAGGAUAACUGUUUAUCUGAUGCUGGGGUGCGGAAGAUGACAGCACCGGUUCGCGUGAUGAAAAGAGGCCUUGAGAACCUAAUGUUGUUAGAUUUAUCUUGCAACCCUGACAUCACAGAUGCAGGAAUUGGAUACCUCUUUUCUUUCAGAAAACUAAACCGUUUAGAUAUCUCUGGAACAGGACUCAAGGAUAUCAAAACUGUCAAGCACAAACUUCAGACUCAUAUAGGCCUUGUUCAUUCCAAAGUGCCUUUGAAGGAAUUUGAUCAUGGUAACUGCAAGACAGAGGGCUGGGCUGACCAGAUCGUUCUGCAGUGGGAUCGAUUGCUUGUGGAAGCCUUGAAGCCUGAACCUCGAAUGACACCUCAGUACUUCUGUCCGAAAAGAGUACGGGUGGGAACCUCGAGGAUGUGCGCCCUGGCAGACACUCACAUGAACUCUUCUGGAAAACUCCAGUUCUAUAAAGAGAAAGCUCUGGACUGUCGUGGGCCAUUGUUGAAACACGAAGCUUCCUCCAACCAAGAGUCAAAGAAGAACAAGAGAACUUUUGAGGAGUCAGAGCAGACGCAGAGUAAUUCUUCACAGGCUUCAAAGCAGAAAUAUGUGUGUCUUGCUGUGGAAGACUGGGACUUGUUAAACUCCUACUGACUGGCAGAUGAAGGCUGAUGUUUCUUCCUUCAACUCUAGCGUGUGAAGAAAUGGGACUGAUAAUUUACGUUUUGUUUGAAUUUACCUAUGAUGUUAGGAUAGCAAGCAGAUAUUUCUACUUUUGUGGUGGGGAGGGUAAUACUAUGGAAGUAUGUAAUAAUUUCUAAUGUAUAUUUUCAAUACACAGUAAUUUUUUCAAAUAAACCUUUUUGCUGUCCUUAAA
Messenger RNA from Cavia porcellus (domestic guinea pig), 1729 nucleotides. RefSeq names its product leucine rich repeat containing 42 (gene Lrrc42). Bases 235 to 1506 code for a protein of 423 amino acids. The record is from RefSeq and is a predicted model, not a curated record. The transcript is spliced from 8 exons. Gene Ontology annotation, molecular function: protein binding. Lineage: Eukaryota; Metazoa; Chordata; Mammalia; Rodentia; Caviidae.